Molecule: messenger RNA, 1602 nt
Organism: Lachancea thermotolerans CBS 6340
Lineage: Eukaryota; Fungi; Ascomycota; Saccharomycetes; Saccharomycetales; Saccharomycetaceae
Gene: PIB2
Product: Pib2p
Exons: 1
Coding region: 1-1602 (533 amino acids)
Biological process (GO): protein targeting to vacuole; protein transport to vacuole involved in ubiquitin-dependent protein catabolic process via the multivesicular body sorting pathway
Cellular component (GO): ESCRT-0 complex
Molecular function (GO): metal ion binding; phosphatidylinositol-3-phosphate binding; ubiquitin binding
Source: RefSeq, a predicted model, not a curated record
AUGAGCACCGCCCCUGUACAGAAGAGAUAUCGGGAACCGAUGAGCAGUGUUCAUAGCCAGGGAAGCGAUGUGGCACCCACGGGUGCUUCGAACAAGACGGGGGCACCGCCUGGAAACGGCAUGGGGUCGGCAACGCGCACUUCGUCCAAUAACAGUAACAAAUCGACGAUAACGUUCGAGAAACAGAAAGUAAUGCCUCGCACGCGCACGCAGUCUGUGCCGAGCGUGUUGAGCAGCAUUUCACUACGCAGCAUGAUGGGCAAGCAUCAAGAUGAACCAGUAGAAACCCCUGCGCAUGGCGCCUGUGUUGGCAUCCCAGCAUCGCAGCAGAUUCAGUCGCCAGCUAUUGCAAGCUCGCAGAAAAAGACUGGGUCAAUGCACAACAACGAGGUCAUUGGGCAGCGGCUGCCUUUCACAAACGACAAAAGGCGGCAGCCCGAACCCGCAGAGCACUCGAAAGCUGGCGCCCGCACCUCUCGCAACGGGGGCGGCCCUACACCUGGCUACCUUUUUAAGCCAGGCUACCGCACCACAGACCCCGGCUCAAUUGGCUCGCAUGCCAUCUCCGAACAAAUACAGGAAGAUACGUCACAGGAGUCAGACGACGACGCAGCACAGCAAAAGAAGCUCACUACCGAUGCGCUGCGCAGGUUAUCGGCGUUGAAAGGACCCAGUAGUGCUGCCGGCGACACCCCUUUGCCCGUGGCCAGCCCCCGGCCUGAAGUUCGCGAAGAUUGUGACAACAUUGGCACACCAGAAGUUCUGACUCAUAUCCAGUUUGGGGGCAAAAACAUCAUCCUGGAUUCCUCGAUUCCAAACAAAAGAGGUUCGAUUGCCCCAGUUAAGCCCCCUCUAGACAUGCUUCCCGCUACCUUGGAAUCUUCUUCGAAACCGAAGUCCAAAAGGCCUCUAAGGCAGAUAAACGCGCCUAAAAAGCCCCUAUACACACCUGCGGUUCUGAGGGACAUCUCAGAAACCAACAUUACGAACGCAGAACUGAAUUCCCCGGGGCCCCCCAUUUUGGCAUCACAAAACCAGGGCACACAUACCUCUCGGAGCAGCGUUAGAAGUAUCCGGUCUACUUCAUCUUCCAUUAUUUCCGACUACACGAAAAAGCUCAGCUCUCUAUGGGCAAAAAAUCCUGCCUAUGCGAAUGCAGCAGAAAUCACGCCUCCUACCAAGACCCAUUGGGUUUCGGAUUCAAAACGCCACGCAUGUCAUUACUGCCAUAAAAUAUUUACGUUUUGGGAACGCAAGCACCAUUGCAGGCACUGUGGUGACAUUUUCUGUUCACAGCAUGUCAGGCACUGGCUUUACCUGGAUAAAGAUGCACGCUUUGUGAUAGGAGGAGCGGGUGUUGGCGCCCUCUCAAAAAUCUGCGACGGCUGCCUCCAAGAGUAUGACAAGCUAGUGCGCGAGGGCCCCAGCUCAUCAGCAGCAAACGCUCAAACAACUAACGAAACCCCCAAAAGUACGACACCAGUCGCCGGAAUUGAUGCCACAUUGAACCAGAAAGACCUGGUUGAUCAAGAAGGCAAGCGUGGAAGAAUGGACAGUAUCGUAGGCAGCGUACCCGCGGAUUGGAAUUGGAGCAGCUUUUAA